This is a messenger RNA of Python bivittatus (Burmese python), 5334 nucleotides long. NCBI's taxonomy places the organism in Eukaryota, Metazoa, Chordata, Lepidosauria, Squamata, Pythonidae. The record is from RefSeq and is a predicted model, not a curated record.
UCCAGACGAUCCAAAUUCUGUAUCAAAGAGAAAGGUGGCUGGUGCUGUUGGCAUAAAUGAUGCAACCACAACCCAUGACGCCCUCCUGCGCGAUGUUCUACAGGUCACCCUCAGCCAUGUCGCCACCAUCCAAAAGCAAAUUCAAGCGACAAAGCCGGAUAUUCUCCCAGGUCUUGUACCGGACACUAAGCUAUAGGGACCGCAGCUCGGUGGCCACUUAUUCAGGGGCGAGCAAGGAGGACCCAUCGGAACUGUCCACCCAGGUCUCAGCCCCUGGGGUUCUCAAGAUCUUUGGAUGCCACAUCUGCGUGGGCACUCACUACAAGAGUGUCUUGGCGACUGCGAGCUCAAGUGCCCAAGAACUCUUGAAAGAAGCUCUUGAGCGGUAUGGACUCAGCAGAGUAGAUGUGGGCCAUUAUGUUCUCUGCGAUGUUGUUGGGAAGUUUGCUGGCUCGGAAAACCAGUGGAAGAUGGAAGGUUUGAGAAUCCUUCGGGACAAUGAGAAACCUCUUUUGAUCCAGGACCUUUGGAAGCCCCGAGAAGGUUUCUCUCGGAGAUUUGAGCUUCGGAAGAGAUCUGAAGUGGAGGAGCUGACAGCCAAGGACAAAGAUACCAUCACAGCAGGUGAGGAACAGAAGAUCUUUUGGGAAGAUGAUACUGCUGUCUACAACACUGAGAUUCAGCCUGUACGAUAUCGAAUUAACGCCCAGGCCCGGAAGCUCCAGCGUAACCGGACCAAAGGCACUAUGACCCUCUUGACGGCUUGCCACUCUUCGCCCCCCAGCCUUAGGCGCACCGUCAGCGAAACCAGCCUCAGCCAGGCAGGCCCACCAGAGGACCAGAAAGAGGAGGGCCCCCUUCGGCGGCACUACUCCACGCUGCCAGAGACCCUCCGGUGUCUGGAGGGGGUGCCGGACGGGCGGGCGGCUCCCGCUGAAGAGCCCAACGGAGGCAACAGCCUGAGACUCUCGCUCUACCAGUCCCCGCAUCUUCUGCUCCUGCAGGGGUACAGCCAGCAGCAUGACAGUCUGGUGUACCUGCUGAACCGCGAACAGCACACAGUUGGCCAAAGGACCCAAGCCAGCAAGCCGAGCAUUAGCCUUUCGGCUCCGGACAUCCUUCCUCUCCACUGCACCAUCCGGCGGGUGAAGCUGCCCAGCCGUUCUCACCACCGCUCCGAGGAGAAGCUCAUCUUGGAACCCAUCCCGGGCGCUGGGGUCUCCGUCAACUUCUCCGAGGUGGGAAGAACGGUCGUGCUCCGUCCUGGCGAUCUCAUCUCCCUUGGCCUCUCCUACCUGUUCCUCUAUAAGGACCCUCUCAAAACUCAGCUGCUGCCCACUCAGACCCUGGUGAGGCUGAAAGCCAUGCGUCGGGCUUCUGAACCCGAGCUGUCGUCAACCUGCAAGAUGUGUGGCAGCCACUUCAAAGACAAGGCCUCCUCUUCCAAGAAGCAGGAGGGCCAGCCCCCCUCUGGCCGGAAGGGUGGCCGGAGGAAGCUGCAACUGGAAUUUGACAAGGCCAAUGAAGAUCUCUUGCUGAGAAGAAUCAUCACGCUCAUCGAACCCACAGGAGAUGACCACAAGUUGGCACCAGCCUUUUUACUGUGUCUCUGCAUCCAGCACUCUGCCACCCACUUUGGGCUGGGAGACUUUGGGCAACUGCUUCUCAAGUCAACCAAAAUGAUCCAGAAGAGUGUGUGGGAGAAAACAAACGAGCUUGCAGAAAAGCAGUCAUUACACCAGGAUCCAGUGUCGCUUUCCCGGUUUACCAUCACAGACCUUCUGCCCGACCUUCAGCAUGUGCUAUUCUGGAUGUCCAACUCCAUCGAAAUCCUGUAUUUCAUUCAGCAGAAAUCCCCCGUUUACAUCCAGAACAUGGAAGAGGAGCUGGACAUCAAAGGUUCCAAGGAAUCUCUCUUCUCCUUGACCAUCACAGCCAGCGAGGAAGCCAUGACGGUUCUGGAGGAAGUUAUCAUGUACACCUUUCAGCAGUGCGUUUACUACAUCUCCAAGUCUCUGUAUGUGGCUUUGCCUCCUUUGUUGGAGUGUGACCCCUUCCAAAGUGAAGGCCGGGACAGUUGGCUCUCCUCACCCCUGGUGCCUGAAGAAAUCCGCAAAGUGGUGCUGAUUUACCAAGCUGCCCUGGACCUCCUCCGUCAGUACAAUGUCCACCCUGAAGUCACCUCCCAGAUGUUUGCCUACCUCUUCUUCUUCUCCAACACCCUCCUCUUCAACCAGCUCAUGGAAAAAGGUUCUUCUCUGGGCUGUUUCCACUGGUCAAAAGGUGUCAGGAUCCGGACCACCCUGCGUCUUCUCCUGGAAUGGGCCCAGAGUGUGGGCUUUGGGCCAUUGGCAGACCAGUUCUUCAGCAAGCUCUCCAGCAUUGCAAGCUUGUUAGCUAUGCCAAAUUCUCAGCUGCUGCAGAUGACCUGGCCAGUCUUGAGAAGUGAGUUUCCUGCCUUGAACGCAGCACAGCUCAAUCACGUCCUGACCCAGUACCAGGCUUCAUCUGCCAUGGGGUGCAUUCCUGCUUGGCAACCCAGCAACAAUGAUGCUCUUGCAGCUGUGAGGACAGAUGAUAUCAUGGAGUCUUUUGAUAACCAUCCCCCUAUCAUGCUGCCCACCGGAGGGUUCAAGGUGGACCUGGAGACUGAUCAGCUUGAUGACAACGUCUACCGGCAUCUCCUCUACAUCCGCCAUUUCCUGUGGAGCCUACGCAGCAAAAGCCCCCACUCUAGUGACUCUCUGGAAGCAGAACCCCCAAAGACUGAAACGGUCAGCUGCCAAAUGACACCCCCAGGGGAGUCCGAGACAAUAGUUGGGUCGGUGGGGAGCGCCUUUGACUGGACGGAUGGCAGGCGGACGAUGAGCUGUGAGAAUCCAAAGAUGGAGGGGAACAUCUCCCUGGUCUCUGGUACCAACGGAUCCAUCCCAGAUUACGGGACUUGUGAGACACAGCUACCGAAAACUCUCCAACAGCAACAUCUUGAGGGAACUAAGGGAAAGAACGGGACCAAGGCCGUCACGAUGUCCAUCGAUUCCUCUUGUUUGCUGACCCCACCCAAUACACCCCUGAUCUCUGACUCCACUGGUCUUGAAUCGCCCCCAGAAACGGCUCCUAGGAAGGACAUCCCAGACCCUCGGAGAAAUGGACUGAACGGCACCCAAGCUGCAACCCAGGAAGGAUCUUCUCCCACACCCUAUGACUUUCCUACGCCUGCUUCUUCGAGUCGCAGCUCAGCCACGGAUGAUUUCUGCUACGUCUUUGUGGUGGAGCUGGAAAAGGGGCCCAUCGGCUUGGGAAUGGGACUGAUUGAUGGCUUGCAUACCCCUUUAAGUUCUCCUGGGAUCUACAUUCGGACUUUGAUCCAAGACAGCCCAGCGGCCGCAGAUGGCAGACUCUCCAUUGGGGACCGCAUCCUUGCCGUCAACGGCACAAGCCUCAUUGGCUCCGAUUAUCAGAGCGCUGUAGACCUCAUCCGAUCUGGGGGAAAGAAACUGUGUUUCCUGGUAGCCAAGUCCGAUCUGGAGGUUGCCAAGAAGAUCAGCUAUAGUUCUUCUCCUUCUCCAUAAAAACUGGUCACAAGCGCCCUUCUGUACUCAUCGACUGUUGAACGUGUUGCAAGGGUAACAGAGUAAGCUGGUAGGAGCAGCAGUUGCCACACCUGGGAAGUUCAAAAUGUUGCCUGGAGUUGCAAUUGGUCAAUAGGGGUGUGUGUGGGGAGGGGGACACAGUGCCAUGGUCUUCUGAGAUCCAGAGGUUUUCCACUAAGUGCCCCAGCAUCAAUUGCAAAGCAUUUUUCAAGAGGACAGAAACACUGAUCUUCUAGCAACUACCAGGUACUGGGGUUUGGAACAAGCCAAGCCCACCUCCGCUUCGUUUUACAGCGACGAAUUCAGUCUGUGUCACACAGUCCUUUAACACAAAGCUUGCACUGACCUCAAAUGGUCAUUCUGGACCUGCUCCUGCAAAGAAGUUCAUUGGUUACAGAUAUCUUGGUUGGCCCUCUGGACCAACCUGUGUUUGUUGCAACUACUGGUCAAAUGAAUGGACUUUAAGGGUACAGUAUUGGGUUGGUGGGUUUCCAUCACACCUGACUGGGAAGCCCUGGAGCUUUCAACUUUGCCACGAGUCUUGCUUUUCCCCUAAUGGUCUCUGCAUUCAGCUCAGAAUGGUCUUUGUCUGGAACCAGCUGCCUGCUGUGGGGUGUGGAAAUCAAAUCAGGACAUUUUAACUAGGUUUGGGAAAUAAUAAUUGCAUGCCGGUAACCAAAGAUGGAUGCUUUAUUAAAAAAAACACACCCCUCCCUUGUUAAGGAACAAGAGUACGCUGCUGUGUACAUAAGGGAAGGUGGGCUAUUAAAAAAAAAAAAAGGGUGGUUCUCUCUUGCAAAUGCGGCCAGCUCACAUGCAGGAUUUCCACCUUUGGGUCAUUCAUGUGAUAAAUUGAAAACAAUAUCGGGUAUAGCUCUGGAAAGGAACGUUACAGGAAUGCCUGGUCAUGAUUAGAGGGUCAGAUGAAGACACCUUCCGGGUGAUCAUUCUUAGCUUAGCCUACCUCAGAGGGUUUUUCAGUAGAGCUGUCAUAUCUGGGCUGCAACCAGCCAGAUGAACACUAGAUGGCAGCAGAUACCCAGAACACACAAAAUCUCUGCUGCCAUCCAGUGGCUGUCCAGAGAUGCAGCAGUCAAGAAAACCAUCUGAUGUCUGCCUGUACAGAACUCUUAAAGGGGCAGUGCCUCUAUCCAUUAGCAUAACCCACCAUUAGAAGACUGUCUGUUCUACUCCGGCCAAGACAUUCCAUUUUGGGACUUCUGGCAGACAGAACUCACUUAUGAGCUUCGCCAGAGUCUGAAAGACCAGCGGCCAACGCCUAGGCAGGUGAUGACAUUCAAGUAUGACUAGACUCAAAUUCAAAUAUUUUCCUCUUAGGAACAUCAGAUGGUUUGAAUUGCUGAGGACCGACAGCCAAGAGGAUUGCUCAGCUCUUCCAACCAUCACUGGAUGCCAAGAGCAACAAUCCGUGAGCUGCAACUUUGUCAAGGCCAUGCUGCCCUCUGGUGGGCUGCUCAGUCCCACUGCAAUCAGAAGGGGAGGACAGAGGAGGAUUUCCAGCCCAAAGACAGAUGGGAUUUGUGGCCAGUAGCUGUGCUGCAAAAAUAACUCCUCAAAUAAAGUGGAUUUUCAUUCCUUAGCUACCUAAUACCUUCCCUCCCAUCUGCCACAGACUGCAGGAAAGUAGACAAUUAAGAUCAUGGUAUCCUGUUUCCUCCCCAGUUCCUGUAAACCCAACAGUUCGAAAACUCACAUGAGUAGAUAAAUGGGUACUCUCACU